Messenger RNA from Exophiala xenobiotica, 1464 nucleotides. RefSeq lists its product as uncharacterized. The transcript has 3 exons. Bases 157 to 708 code for a protein of 183 amino acids. Gene Ontology annotation, cellular component: RNA polymerase III complex. Lineage: Eukaryota; Fungi; Ascomycota; Eurotiomycetes; Chaetothyriales; Herpotrichiellaceae. The record is from RefSeq and is a predicted model, not a curated record. Gene Ontology annotation, biological process: transcription initiation at RNA polymerase III promoter.
CUCGCAAUCAAGCACAAUGUCUGGACUGCUUAUGCUCGUCUACAUCUCCAACAGUGCUAUUGUCGUCUGCGCAUAGUGGAUGCCCUGGUGACUUGAGGAAGGCUUGCGACUUGCAGGCGGAAGCUAUCCGCAGCAUACUCUCCCGAGUUCAUCAAGAUGAAGGUUCUUGAUCCUCAAGCAGCUCUCCUUACUACUUCGGAAGUGCAUCGCUUCUUAGCCAAGAAUCCACCACGGCCGUCGCCAAAGAACAUUGGGUCUUACCAGUCAGUAAACUUGAAGAACUACGAACGUGUCCGGGAAGAUUUCCAGCAUUAUGUGGCGAGCACCGUACCCUACAUCGAGAACUUCCCACCUCCCGAGACCUUCGUCAAAGCGGUAGUACCUAAGCUGCGGAACUUUGGUCUGACCAAAGCUGAAGUAUUCAACUUGAUCAACCUCGGAGUUGGCCUGCCUAGGAAUCAAUCUGCGUCGAAGUCCGAUGCACCCGACGGCGAAAUGGAUGUCGACGAGGAACAAGCGGCUGAAGAUGCCGGAGAGCCAGAUGAUCGACAGUUAUUAUCUUUGAUCAUUGAAGAGCUGGAAGAAAGAUUCUCGGGCGAAGAGGGGGAAGCCAAAAUUGAGAAAAUACUCGCCACCAUGCGAACAGAAUAUGACCGCGCCCAGGUAACGGCCGCAGCCAACGGAGCCAAUGGCACGAAACGAACAUGAAGCGUUUAGCAGCAUACUUCUUUGCUAUUCACACAGACACCCAGCUUCCGAGCGUCAACAGCAUCCGCCGGUCACUUUCAGACAUCCAAGUUCACAGCGACCAGGAACAGGGCAACUGCAAAGGGCCAGCGAAAUGGUCCAAGAAAACUCAUACCUGGCUGCAUUCCAGACACUCAUGUGUCACAGAGCUGCGACCAAAGCUGCAUUCAGGAGGAUGUACUGCAUGGUUACCUGGUACCUAAGGUCUUUUUCGAAUUUCAGGAGAUCGACUGUUUACCGAUUGUGAAAGGGGUUAACCUCUUUUGGCUCUAAGAGAGCAAGACAGAUCUGUUGGAGAGUGCUGUUGCAGAUUUGGAAUACUCAGCAGGAGUGCUGCCGUCAAUCCUCCAGGAAUUAUUGCGUCUGAAGCUUCUCGGAAGUGGUGUGCUUGGAGAUUGUCAGUCGGCUUGAUCUCGACAAUCGCUACUGAUACGGAGUAGGGGGACUAGUAGGAUCGCACUUGGGUGCGGUGCCCUCUCGACUGAUGAGAGGGAUCUGCAUUAGGUCUGGGAUAUUCCGUACAGGAUUGCUGGUUCUUCGCGCCUUUUCAGCCGCAGAUUGGGGUCCAAAUUAGACAACAAAGGCUUGAGCCCCUGGCCGAGCCUGCAGUGCCCUGCCAAUAUUUGCUACUGUAGCUUGAAGCACGACAUGGUCCUAAGAUGUGAUGGAAUACGAGCGCGUUUAAAUUGAUCACAUGCUAGUCAAACAAAGUCUUUU